This is a messenger RNA of Colletotrichum fioriniae, 375 nucleotides long. The record is from RefSeq and is a predicted model, not a curated record. Lineage: Eukaryota; Fungi; Ascomycota; Sordariomycetes; Glomerellales; Glomerellaceae.
AUGCCUCUCGACAUCAACUCGUUACUCAACCCCGAGAAGGCCGUCAACCGGGAGACGGAGGCUCUUAUGAUGUUCACCGGAGUAUUUGACGAAUUCAGAAAGACGUUUCCGCGGCACAGUCAGAAGGAAGGCGAACUGGCGUACAUGGCAGACGUCACGAUGCAUGUUUUCGACGCCUUCAAGAAGUUUACCGACGACUACCUGACGAAGGAGCGCUUGGAAUCGACAGGCCACAAUCUCGUAGACCAGGCCUACCGCGCCAAUGGGUUCAACGACAUGGGCAUUCUGGAAUUCGCAAAAACUCAACACAAAAUGCUAAAGAUCGAGCUCGACAACAGGAUUCUCUGCGGUGGGCUCUCAGGCAUCAUUUUCUGA